UCACACGUACAUACAUACAAACUUGUUAUUCAAGUCCAAUAUUUUGUCUGAGACGCUCAUAUUUAUGUUGAAUUUGCUGCCAUAUUAUUAAAAGACUUUUUAAAAUUAAUAGUGAACUUCUGUGAAAAUUUACAUAAUAACAAAAAUUCACAAUUUGUAAGUUGAAAGUGCAAAUCAAUAUGUACAUAGUAUUAUUUAUUUUGAAGUUAUUUAUUGCAGUUGAUGUUCUACAAGUUGCAACAACACAGAAAGUAUCAAGAUUCAAACGGCAAGACGAAGGAUGGAAUUGGAGUUAUAUUGAUUCGCUAGAGACAACGUCUAAUAGUAAUUUCAAUGGAAGACAGAUAAUUUCAACCGAAGCAACAACCACAACUGCACCGACCACAACCCUACCACCGAAUCCAUGCAACGACCCGCCAUCCGUCCAACCAAAUUUCUACGCUCCAGGCCGCAGAAUAAGUGUUACAAAAUGCUACGAAUAUAUUUGGGAGUUAAAAAACCGAGUAGAUAUAAAUGACAGAGCUAUCAAAUGUAGACAUUAUCAAUAUAAAUAUUUGGGUGUACGCUUCGUCAUCGGAGGUCGAAUUACACUCCCUGGAGAAUUCCCUCACAUGGGCGCUAUAGGCUGGAGGAGCGUCACCGAUGGGUGGUUAUUCAACUGCGGGAGCACUCUCAUUAGCCCCAAGUUUGUACUAACAGCCGGUCACUGUACAAAAGCAUCUCCGAAGGAUACCAGGAUAGCAGACAUAGUACCAAAGAUCAUAAGAUUUGGUGUUAAGAAUCUUAACAGCAACAAUGUAAUUGAUAGUCCUACUGAUAGAAAUAUAUCUAGAAUAAUACCGCACCCGCAAUACAAGCCUCCGAAGCAAUAUUUUGAUAUAGCGUUAAUGGAAAUCGACAAAGAAGUGAUAUUUACCAAAGCGUUACAACCAGCAUGUUUGUGGACCAAAAACGAUGAUAGUUAUGGAAGCGUGGCUACUGUUACUGGAUGGGGCGUUUAUAAAAACGGUAAUCGCAACACGUCUGAAGAACUACAAGCGGGCGAUGUGAACAUCAUAGAUUCCUAUAAUUGCGACCAGUUCUUGAGGUCUUCAUCCAACAGGCACUGGGUUGGAAUAAAGGAUCACCAGCUCUGCGCCGGGAAACUGGACGGUGGUGUUGACGCCUGUCAGGGAGACUCAGGAGGGCCUUUACAAGUAAAGAUCCCAUUACCAGAACCAUACAAGAAAGUUGAAGGUACCAUGCACUAUGUCGUCGGAAUCACAUCGUUCGGUGUCGGCUGCGCACUGCCAAACUUGCCCGGGGUCUACACUAGGGUGUCUAGUUUUAUUGAUUGGAUCGAAAACAUUGUUUGGGCGAAUUAAUAAAAUAUCUUUUUAAAAUAUAACA
Molecule: messenger RNA, 1389 nt
Organism: Galleria mellonella (greater wax moth)
Lineage: Eukaryota; Metazoa; Arthropoda; Insecta; Lepidoptera; Pyralidae
Product: trypsin 3A1-like
Exons: 10
Coding region: 180-1364 (394 amino acids)
Biological process (GO): proteolysis
Molecular function (GO): serine-type endopeptidase activity
Source: RefSeq, a predicted model, not a curated record